CGCUUCAGAAAAACACAGCUCGACAGCGCGAGAUGACAGCGAAGAGAGACGCGUCGCGCCCACUGAGCAGCUCUCGCCUCCGGGAGAGGAAGGGAGCGGCGGACCGGGCGCAGGCUAACCCUGACUGGUUUGAUCUCUCCCCUCGGCAGGAACCGGAGAAAGGGCCGGUGUCCGCGGCGGGGAUCCAUGCCCAUGUGGUGGGGGCGGUUGCCGGCUCCGGUGCCGCGGACGAGUCGUCUGACAGCGAAGCGGAGCAGGAAGGCCCCCAGAAACUCAUCCGGAAAGUGUCCACCUCGGGGCAGAUUAGGAGCAAGACAAGUAUAAAGGAGGGACUGUUGCUGAAACAGACCAGCUCGUUCCAGAGGUGGAAAAAGCGCUACUUCAAACUGAGAGGCCGAACGUUGUACUACGCCAAAGACGCCAAGUCCCUUAUCUUCGACGAGGUGGACCUGUCGGAUGCCAGCGUUGCAGAGUCCAGCACAAAGAAUGUCAACAACAGCUUCACAGUGAUCACUCCGUUCCGUAGGCUCAUCCUCUGCGCCGAGAACAGGAAAGAGAUGGAGGACUGGAUCAGUUCGCUGAAGUCCGUCCAGUCCAGAGAACAUUACGAGACGGCACAGUUUAAUGUGGAACAUUUCUCAGGGAUGCACAACUGGUACGCCUGCUCCCACGCACGGCCCACCUUCUGCAACGUCUGCAAAGACAGCUUGUCCGGGGUCACGUCUCACGGCCUCUCCUGCGAAGUGUGCAAAUUCAAGGCCCACAAGCGCUGUGCUGUCAGAGCCACUAACAACUGCAAAUGGACAACCCUGGCUUCCAUAGGGAAGGAUAUCAUUGAGGAUGAGGAUGGGAUUGCCAUGCCUCACCAGUGGUUGGAGGGCAACCUGCCCGUCAGUGCUAAGUGCGCUGUGUGUGAUAAGACGUGCGGCAGCGUCCUGAGGCUGCAGGACUGGCGCUGCCUCUGGUGCAAAGCGAUGGUGCACACUGCCUGUAUGGACCUGUACCCUCGCAAGUGUCCUCUUGGUCAGUGCAAAGUCUCCAUCAUCCCCCCGACGGCACUCAACAGCAUCGACUCCGAUGGCUUCUGGAAGGCCACCUGCCCCCCGUCCUGUGCCAGUCCCCUCCUGGUUUUUGUCAACUCCAAAAGUGGUGACAACCAGGGGGUGAAAUUCCUCCGACGCUUCAAGCAGCUCCUCAACCCGGCUCAAGUCUUUGACCUGGUCAACGGCGGGCCGCACCUCGGUCUGCGCCUGUUCCAGAAGUUUGACAACUUCCGGAUCCUGGUGUGUGGAGGCGAUGGCAGUGUGGGCUGGGUCCUCUCCGAGAUCGACAAACUCAAUCUCCACAAACAGUGCCAGCUAGGGGUGCUGCCCUUGGGCACGGGCAACGAUCUGGCCCGGGUGCUGGGCUGGGGCCCUUCGUGCGACGACGACACCCAGCUUCCCCAGAUCCUGGAGAAGUUGGAGAGGGCCAGCACCAAGAUGUUGGACCGCUGGAGCAUCAUGACCUACGAGAUUAAGAUCCCACCCAAACACAGCUGCCCCACCACGCCCGAGGGAGCCGACGACUGCCAGUUUCACAUUUCAGCCUAUGAAGACUCAGUAGCUGCUCACCUCACGAAGAUCCUCAACUCUGAGCAGAACUCUGUGGUCAUCUCCUCUGCCAAGAUCCUGUGUGAAACAGUGAAGGAUUUUGUUUCCAAAGUGGGGAAAGCCUACGAAAAAAGUGCAGACAACACCGAGGAGUGCGACACCAUGUCUCUCAAAUGUGCCGUCCUCAACGAGAAACUGGACUCCCUCCUCCAGGCGCUCAACUCCGAGAGCCAGGCGCUGCCGUCGCUCUCCCACUCCACCCCUCCCAUCGUGGAGGAGGAGGAGGAGGAAGAGGAGGAGGAGGCCAGCGAGGAGAGCCUGUCGGAGCUGAAGGAGAAGAUGGAGGAGGAGGAGACGGAGAAAGGUGGCGGAGGGGCCCCACAUCAGCUGUUCAAAAGCAGGGAGCAGAUGAUGCUCCGGGCCAACAGUCUGAAGAAAGCCCUGCGACAGAUCAUAGAGCAGGCCGAGAGAGUGGUGGACGAGCAGAACGCCCACACGGAGGACACUGAGCUGCCGUCUCCUCUGGAGUUCAGGAAGGACAGCGAGGAGGAGAACAGAGACAGCGAGAAGGACGAGGACACCAAGGAACUGGAAGCAGUGACGUCUGCCAAGAGUCCCUGUUCUCCCACGGAGAGGAGGGUGAGCCGCAGCACCCAGUCCUACAGCUCCUUCACCAUCACCCCCUUCACCACCAGCAAGGAGAACCUGCCCGUGCUCAACACACGCAUCAUCUGCCCCGGCUUGCGGGCAGGUCUGGCUGCCUCCAUCGCUGGCAGCUCCAUCAUUAGCAAGAUGCUGCUGGCUAACAUCGACCCCUUCGGUGCCACGCCGUUCAUCGACCCCGACCUCGACUCCCUAGAGGGCUACAUGGAGAAGUGUGUGAUGAACAACUACUUCGGCAUUGGCCUGGACGCCAAGAUCUCCUUGGAGUUCAACAACAAGCGAGAGGAGCACCCGGAGAAGUGCAGGAGUCGCACCAAGAACAUGAUGUGGUAUGGUGUUCUGGGCACGAAGGAGCUUCUGCAGAGAACGUACAAGAACCUGGAGCAGAAGGUCCAGCUCGAGUGCGACGGCCAGUACAUCCCCCUGCCCAGCCUUCAGGGGAUCGCAGUGUUAAACAUUCCGAGCUACGCAGGCGGGACCAACUUCUGGGGCGGCACCAAGGAGGAUGAUAUCUUCUGUGCCCCGUCGUUCGACGAUAAGAUCCUGGAAGUCGUGGCGGUGUUUGGGAGCAUGCAGAUGGCUGUGUCCAGGGUCAUCAAGCUGCAACACCACCGCAUUGCACAGUGUCGGACCGUGAAGAUUACUAUCCUGGGGGAUGAGGGAGUUCCCAUUCAGGUGGACGGCGAGGCCUGGAUCCAGCCGCCCGGAGUCAUCAAGAUCCAGCACAAGAACCGAGCUCAGAUGCUCACCAGAGACCGGGCGUUUGAGAACACGCUGAAGUCGUGGGAGGACAAGUUGAAGUAUGACAAGCCUCCUUUGCGGCCUCACCUCUACCCGCAGCAGUCCGUGGAUCUGGCUACGGAGGAGGAGGCCGCCAUGGUACAGAUGUGCGCCCGAGCUGCAGAGGAGCUCAUCACGAGGAUAUGCGAGGCUGCGAAGACCAAUGGGCUUUUGGAGCAGGAGCUGGCUCAUGCUGUUAACGCCUCGUCUCACGCCAUCAACAAAACACACCCCAAGUUCCCGGAGAGUCUGACCAGAAACACAGCGAUAGAGGUGGCCAGCACCGUCAAGGCUCUGUACAACGAGACCGAGUCUCUGCUGUUGGGUCGAGUCUCUCUGCAACUGGACCCCCCAGAGGAGGAUCAGCUGUCCAGUGCUCUGCAGAGUGUGGAUCUGGAACUGAGCAAACUGGGAGAGAUCCCCUGGCUCUACCACAUACUGCAGCCCAACGAUGAGGAGGACCACUCUCUGGGUUACGGCAAGAGGAACAGUCGCAGCAGCAUGUUUCGCAUAGUGCCCAAGUUCAAGAAGGAGAAGGCCGCCAAGAAGACGAGCCCUCAGUCAGUGGAAAGAUGGGGCACAGAGGAGGUGGGCGUCUGGCUGGAACAGCUGAGUCUGGGGGAGUACAGAGACACCUUCAUCCGACACGACAUCAGAGGCUCUGAGCUGCUGCACCUGGAGAGAAGGGACCUGAAGGAUCUGGGGAUAUCGAAAGUGGGUCAUAUGAAGAGAAUUCUCCAGGGAACUAAAGACCUGGCCAAGGCCUCUAUGGUGGACCUCUAACCCGGGAAGCCCCCCUCCCCCAUCGGUGGAAGAGUGUGCAGCACCGUAGGCAGCGAAAGUAUUCGAGGAGAGCUGGAUUCUUUUUUUUUGUGUGUGUGUUUUUUUUGUAUCCCUCUGCUGAGAACGCCUUUGGGAUGUUGUUCGCAAGACAACAUCGGUGUGUUUGUUUGUGCUUCGGUGCCAAAAUGACCGUCGAGAAAAAAGCGGAUUGAAAUGCAAACGGACUUCAUGGAUCUUCACACACACAAGAAAGAAAAAAAGAAAAGCCAUUUCUAAGUUAAUAACCAUUCAUAGCGGACAAUCAGGUAUGCAACUAACCGUACGGUUGGCAGUCGACUUGUUGUUUGAGUUGUGAUAACAAUAGUAGCAAAAACCAGGACUUCCAUGAGCGAGGGAUUGAGCUCCACUUGGCGUCCCAGAGCUGCGGAUGCAUCGACGCGGCCUUUCGGGGGUUCAGCAGCACAUCUGAAGAUGAAGGUGUGACAUCACAGUGCCGCCGGUGGUCUGGAAGGUCGGAUAAACAGUGGGAUACUGUCGCAUGCCGUGCUUGCUCGUCUUUACAUAUGUUGAAUUGCAUGAUAAGUGUCUUGAUUCUAUUUUUCUUUUUUUUCUUUUUUUUUCUGUGCAAAAUAACACUUGAACAAGUUUUACAUGACUUAAGUAUUACGAUGCCAUUUGUUACUACUGAAAGCAUCCUUUUUGAUCUAAAUCCAACUUCUUCUUCUUUUUUCCAAGCUUUAAUUUAUUUUGUUUGCAUGAUAACGAUGUGUCAAAGAUUUGUGUCGAGUGCCAUAUUUUCAGUCUUUUAGUGUAAAAUGUGCUUUAUUGGUAGAAGUCAUAAGAAUUUUUUUCUUUUCUUCUUCUUCUUCUUCUUCUUCUUCUUCUUCUUCUUAUUUUAAAGCUGUUGAUGAGGUGUGAAUAUUUGGAAUUAAUAUUUGUAAGUGGACACGUUCUCUGUGGAUGUGAAAUCAGUACCAAAGUGAAUGUCUAAGAAAACAUUGAUGACUUUGUUCAGGUCGCGCCUCUUAAAUUAAAUAGGCCAGUAGGUCUUAGUUCUUAAUUCCAUUUAAGGUUGGAGGAGAUGGACAUUGGCACGAAGCCAACCGCAUCACCCAUAGGGUGGCAGAGUUUUUUUUAUUUUUUAAGGAAACACUUAAAAGGCACUUUCUACUUCUUGCUUCAUGCAAGUGCAAAUACUCAUAUCAUUACAUAGAAGUAACGGUUCACCUCAACUUUUUAACUUUUGGCAAUUUAACGCAGUAUUUAACACUAAUGAGAAUAGCAGUUAGAUAUCGUUUUUUAAUAUGUAACAGAGCAGUUGAUCUGCGGCCUGCAUAGCAUCGUUCAAGUGCAGCUUUAUUAUUUUACUUUAGUUUUUUCUUCUUUAAAUUACAAAGUGAGACAUUGAUAGAACACUACUUUUACCUUGUUAGUUUCUAUUAAGACUGGUGGCAUUACAGGGUAUAUUUCUAUAUGUGAUGCUAAGUUUGUAUAUACAUAU
Messenger RNA from Cyclopterus lumpus (lumpfish), 5319 nucleotides. It is a transcript of the gene dgkh, whose product is annotated as diacylglycerol kinase, eta. The transcript has 29 exons. NCBI's taxonomy places the organism in Eukaryota, Metazoa, Chordata, Actinopteri, Perciformes, Cyclopteridae. Gene Ontology annotation, biological process: intracellular signal transduction; lipid phosphorylation; diacylglycerol metabolic process. Gene Ontology annotation, molecular function: ATP-dependent diacylglycerol kinase activity; protein binding. Bases 33 to 3818 code for a protein of 1261 amino acids. The record is from RefSeq and is a predicted model, not a curated record.